Molecule: messenger RNA, 981 nt
Organism: Cyphomyrmex costatus
Lineage: Eukaryota; Metazoa; Arthropoda; Insecta; Hymenoptera; Formicidae
Gene: Nse1
Product: SMC5-SMC6 complex component Non-SMC element 1
Exons: 6
Coding region: 89-802 (237 amino acids)
Biological process (GO): double-strand break repair via homologous recombination
Cellular component (GO): Smc5-Smc6 complex; nucleus
Molecular function (GO): ubiquitin-protein transferase activity
Source: RefSeq, a predicted model, not a curated record
GUAAUUGCCUUUCGUUUUCGUUUGUUUUGUUGAGUUCUUGUGUCACUGUUUCAUCGAAAGUUGAAAGAAAAAUUGAGUUGAUCGAAAAAUGCCUUACAGCAACGAACACAAAACUGUUUUGCAAGCUAUUAUGCACGAAGGUGCUUUGCAUGAGGCUCGUGGAAAAGAAUUAGUUAUAAGGUUAUUUAAACAUAAUAAUACGGCACAAAUAUUAAGUGAAAUAAACACAAAGCUACGACCGUUAUGCAUGACUAUAAAAAGUAUAAAUUGCGAAGUUACUGGAGAGUUAUAUUGGAUUUUCGCCAACACAGUGCAAGACAAAACUGCUAGCUUCAAUUCCGAAUUUUCACAAGCAGAGUUAGCUCUCUUGCGAAAUGUGUAUUCUGAAAUUGUUACUUCGAACAGUGGCUGGGUAUCAAGUACAUUUUGCCUUAACUUAUGUCCAUCGAUAAAUCUAAAACUGAGCAAAACUGAUGCUGAACAAUUUCUACUUGAAAUGGUUAACAGACAAUGGUUAUGUUGCAAGGAUGGCAAAUAUUACAUGGGAGUGAGAAGCAUAGCGGAAUUAUUGCAAUAUUUUAAAGACACUUAUGAAGGAAAUCUUCACAUUUGUACUUUAUGCAAGCAGGAACUAUUUUAUGGUGACAAAUGUAACAAAUGUGAUGCUAUUGCACAUGUUUAUUGCCUGCAGAAUUAUGCAAGAAAUCAUAAUAGCUUAGGAUGUCCUAAUUGUCAAUUUUCUACAUCGAGACAGAAUUUUUCUAGUAGUAACGCUAGUGCCAUGGAUAUUGAUGAUGCAUGAUACAGGUGAUGGAAGUACAUGAGAAGAUGCAGUCUAGUCGUACCAAAAGGUUGAACCGAAGACAUAAAGAUUAAUGUAAGAUGCUUUGUUUAAUUCAUUAUGCAGGACUGUUUGGGACAGAUAAAUGCAACCAACUGAAUAUUUACAUACAUUUGUUUUUAUAUAAAAUUAAAUUACUA